Gastrolobium bilobum is the source of this 2463-nucleotide messenger RNA. Its product is annotated as phosphoglucomutase, chloroplastic. Gene Ontology annotation, cellular component: cytosol. Lineage: Eukaryota; Viridiplantae; Streptophyta; Magnoliopsida; Fabales; Fabaceae. The transcript has 22 exons. Gene Ontology annotation, molecular function: phosphoglucomutase activity; magnesium ion binding. Bases 287 to 2173 code for a protein of 628 amino acids. Gene Ontology annotation, biological process: carbohydrate metabolic process. The record is from RefSeq and is a predicted model, not a curated record.
UCACAUGACUCAAGAUAAGUGUCCCUAGUCGUGUCUUAGUUUUGAAAUUAAAGAUAAGCGUCCCUAGUUGCAGCAGAGUUUGAAACUCAAGAUAAGUGUCCUACUUCUACUUGCAUGUGGCACCUAUGUAUGUGUUUCCACGGAUUCCAUUAUAGACAGAGAGAGUCACUGCCACUGGUCAUCACUACCUCAUCACUUCAGUCAUCACACAGUGUCAGUGUCAGUGUCUUCUAUCUCUUUAUCGUAGAGAGUGAGAGAGUGAGAGCAAUUCUGAGAAAACCCAUCAAUGGCUUUCUCCACCAGGCUUGACAACUUCAUCCUUUCUGCAUUUAAGCCCCAAAACUCCAUUGUCUCACCUUCAAUCCAACCUUCCUCGUACUUCCCAUGUCAUUCUUCAUUCAAAGUUCAAAAGUUGCCUUUCGGAAUCCGCUAUAGUCCAAUUAUCAGGGCCACUUCGUCAUCCUCAUCUCCUCCCACAACCAUUGCCGAACCUGAAGGCAUUAAGAUUAACUCGAUUCCAACCAAACCCAUAGAAGGACAAAAAACUGGUACCAGCGGGCUUCGAAAGAAGGUGAAAGUGUUUAUGCAAGAGAAUUACCUCGGAAAUUGGAUCCAGGCACUGUUUAAUUCAUUGCCUCCAGAGGAUUAUAAGAAUGGUUUGUUGGUGUUGGGAGGUGAUGGUCGAUACUUCAACCGGGAAGCUGCGCAGAUAAUAAUUAAAAUUGCUGCUGGGAAUGGUGUUGGACAAAUUCUGGUUGGAAAGGAAGGUAUAUUGUCAACACCAGCUGUUUCUGCUGUCAUAAGGAAGAGGAAGGCAAAUGGUGGAUUUAUUAUGAGUGCAAGCCAUAAUCCUGGUGGCCCUGAGUAUGAUUGGGGUAUUAAGUUUAACUACAGUAGUGGACAACCUGCACCAGAAUCCAUUACCGACAAGAUUUAUGGAAACACCCAAUCAAUAUCUGAGAUAAAGAUAGCUGACAUUCCUGAUGUUGACUUAUCAAAUGUUGGGGUUACAAAGUAUGGAAGCUUCAGUGUGGAAGUAAUAGACCCAGUUUCUGACUAUCUGGAGCUAUUGGAGACAGUAUUUGAUUUUCAACUAAUCAAAGGUCUUCUUUCACUGCCGGAUUUUAGGUUCGUAUUUGAUGCCAUGCAUGCAGUUACUGGUGCUUAUGCAAAACCCAUCUUCGUUGAUAAACUUGGAGCUAGUCUGGAUUCACUUUCAAAUGGAAUUCCUUUGGAAGAUUUUGGACAUGGUCAUCCUGAUCCAAAUCUAACAUAUGCGAAGGAUCUUGUCAACAUUAUGUAUGCUGAAAAUGGACCUGAUUUUGGAGCUGCCAGUGAUGGUGAUGGUGAUAGAAAUAUGAUUUUAGGAAAAAGUUUCUUUGUAACUCCUUCAGACUCUGUAGCAGUUAUUGCAGCCAAUGCAAAAGAAGCGAUUCCGUACUUCAAGAACAGUGUUAAGGGUCUUGCUCGAUCAAUGCCCACAAGCGGUGCUCUGGAUCGUGUUGCUGAAAAGUUGAACCUCCCUUUCUUUGAGGUCCCCACUGGUUGGAAAUUUUUUGGGAAUCUUAUGGAUGCUGGGAAUUUGUCAAUUUGCGGGGAAGAGAGUUUUGGAACAGGUUCUGACCACAUUCGUGAGAAGGACGGCAUCUGGGCUGUCCUAGCUUGGCUUUCUAUUAUUGCACAACGCAACAAGGACAAGAAGCCAGGGGAGAAAUUGAUCUCUGUAUCUGAUGUUGUGAAGGAGCACUGGGCAACAUACGGAAGAAAUUUUUUUUCUAGAUAUGACUACGAGGAAUGUGAAUCGGAAGGUGCCAAUAAGAUGAUAGCAUACCUACGAGAGUGUGUGUCUAAGAGCAAGCCUGGUGAUAAGUAUGGUAAUUAUGUCCUUCAGUUUGCGGAUGAUUUUACGUACACUGAUCCUGUAGAUGGAAGUGUAGUAUCAAAACAAGGUGUUCGGUUUGUUUUUACAGAUGGUUCAAGGAUUAUAUAUCGUUUAUCAGGAACGGGUUCUGCAGGUGCAACUGUUAGAGUGUACAUUGAACAGUUUGAACCAGAUGUCUCUAAACAUGAUGUUGAUGCCCAGAUUGCCUUAAAACCAUUAAUAGAUUUAGCAUUAUCCGUGUCAAAGCUCAAAGACUUCACAGGGAGGGAGAAGCCUACAGUCAUCACAUAAUGUACAAUUCCACAAUCACUUAUCAAGUUGUCAUAUAUCAAGGUGUAUAAGUUGAGUGCAUACGCAGGUUGUUUGUUUGUCACGCCUAUCCUUGUUAGAGCUCGAGUUCGAUCCAUUUGUCAGCUUCAGUUUUGGUUAUUCAAGCAUUUUGGAGCAACAGGCCCCUCUGUAAAAUAUUAUGGUCUUUUAUAUUAAUGAGCAAAAAAUGAAGUAUCACUAUUGUGUAACAAAAUAAUAAUAAUAAUAAUUGUUACAAUAAUAACAAUAUAAUCUUUCAUAGUUUUGCCCAA